AUGGCAACGAUAUACAUGGACCCGUCCAUCCAGCGGUUGCUAAACGAUAAGCUUUACGAUAAGAGGAAACAGGGUGCUUUGGAGCUCGAGAAGACGAUCAGGGAAUCUAUCGCGAGAGGUGACCAUACAAAAAUAAAGGGAAUAAUCGAUCAGUUAUGCCAUGAAUAUGCCUACGCCGUACACCAGCCCCAUGCCAGAAAUGGAGGCCUAAUAGGCCUGGCGGCGGCAGCUAUUGCUUUGGGAUCCGAUGAGGUUGCACCCUUUCUGAAAGAGAUUGUGCCCCCAGUAUUGGCAUGCUUUACUGGUCAGGAUGCUCGAGUUAGGUACUAUGCCUGUGAGAGCAUGUAUAAUAUUGCCAAAGUAGCCAAGGGGGAGAUACUACUCUACUUCAACGAUAUCUUUGAUGCUCUGUGCAAGCUAGCAUCGGAUUCAGAGCUGUCGGUAAAGAACGGUGCAGAGCUCCUCGAUCGAUUGAUAAAAGAUAUCGUUGCUGAAUCUGCAGCCUCCUACGUUUCUGCGCUGGACGCCCCACGGCCGGACAUAUCAGACGAAGAGGAUGGAAAAGACGUAGACGAGCUCGAGGAUAUACCCACGGCAUUUUCACUUGCAAAGUUUAUACCUCUCCUUCAGGACAGGAUAUUCGUUCAAAACCCUUUUGCUCGGAAUUUUCUCGUCUCAUGGCUUACCUUAUUGGACACAAUACCCGACCUCGAGCUUGUUACCUACCUGCCUGCAUUUUUAGGGGGCUUGUUCAAAUUUCUCAGUGAUACAAAUCGAGACGUGCAUACUGCAACUCAGGGGUUACUAGAAAGGUUUCUCAAUGAGAUAAAACGAAUAGCAAGAGUUAAAAAGGGUAUUGCUGAAAGUCGGCGUGACCAUGAGAGUGGACAAUCAAAGGCAUCCGCCAGUGAUAGUAAAAGUGUUGACUCCGAAUUGAGCAUUUCACAUGCUGUGAGUGACAAUGCCAUUGCAGACUCCGAGUCUGCCACCGCCAACGAAGACCAUCUUAACAACCCUUAUGGUGACUGGGUGCCCGGUCAGGAUGUUCAUGUCGACCACUCGAAGAUACUGGAGAUUCUUGUCAAUUUCGUUGACACUAAUUCAGAGGAUGAAAUUCAGUUAACAGCACUCCGCUGGAUUGAUAGCUUCUUCGAAAUUAGUCCCGCAGACAUAUUGCAAUUUGUUCCACGGCUUCUGUCCCAAGUACUCCCGACCCUUUCAAGCGGCUCGGAUGAAGUAAGGCAGGCAGCCAAUCGUGUGAAUAACUCUCUUAUGCAACAUAUCGUCUCUCUGACGGAUGAAGCUCCUCAAAACGAGGGACCCAAGACAUCCCCUCCCCUUGCAGCUGUUCAGGCUAGCAGUAAGGAAGGGGAGGGCCGCCGAACUCCCACUCCCGUUACAAGACAGGCAUCAAUAGCGUCCAGCAAACAAACGUCACGGCCGGCGUCCAGGACCGAACCAACUUCUGCAUUAGCAACUCAACCAUCAGAGCAAACAUUGGAGCAAACAUCAGACCUGGACUAUGCUGCUGCGGUCAAUGCUCUUACUCUUCAAUUCCUAAAUGAAAACGAAGCCACAAGAGUUGCUGCACUGGCGUGGCUCAUAAUGCUUCACCGAAAGGCUCCCCGGAAAGUCCUUGCUUUUCACGAUGGAACGUUUCCAGCACUCCUUAAAACACUCUCAGACCCCGCAGAAGCUGUUGUCACUCGAGACUUGCAGCUUUUAUCCCAGAUAUCUCGAAACAGUGAAGAUAGCUAUUUCACAUCUUUCAUGGUGGAUCUCCUCCAACUAUUCUCGACGGACAGGAAGCUCCUUGAAGGCCGUGGUAAUCUUAUCAUUAGGCAGCUUUGCAUGAACCUGAGUCCAGAACGAAUAUAUCGAACGCUAGCAGAUUGUCUUGAGAAGGAAGAGGACAUCGAAUUUGCCAGUAUCAUGAUCCAGAAUCUCAAUAACAACCUCAUAACCGCCCCCGAGCUUGCCGAUCUCAGAAAACGAUUAAGAAACCUAGAAACUAAAGACGGUCAACUGUUCUUCGUUGCCCUCUUUAGAUCAUGGUGUCACAACUCUGUAGCAACAUUUUCCUUGUGUUUGCUUGCUCAAGCUUAUGAACAAGCGUAUAAUCUUUUGCAGAUAUUUGCUGAGUUAGAAAUGACUGUCAACAUGUUGAUUCAAAUAGACAAACUGGUCCAGCUACUCGAAUCACCGGUAUUUACCUACCUUCGCCUGCAACUCCUCGAGCCUGAUAAAUAUCCUUAUUUGUAUAAAUGCCUUUACGGCCUUUUAAUGCUGCUCCCACAGAGCUCCGCGUUCGCAGCGUUGAAGAACCGCCUCAACAGCGUCAGUAAUAUCGGGUUACUGUAUGCUGGAGUGCGACCGCCGACGAUGACUGGAUCAACGAGCAGUGGACCAUACGAACGUUCCGGAAGACUUAAGGCUCGCGAAGAGAGUGCCAUCCGAUGGGCCGAUCUGCUUGACAAGUUUAAGAGUGUCCAGGAACGAUCGAGAAGAUCUCGGCGUAGAUCUCAGAGAGAUAUUGAAUUGGACAGGAACGGGAUAUCAGCUUCACCUAUGGCUACGACAACACUUCCCCUUUAUGGAUCAAAUACCGGAGGCAUCGACAGGACGCUUUCCGACAUUCCGGUCAGUGCCCUCGGGAUCGGAGGUGGUGCCCGACGUCAAGGGGCUCAAGGCGAUUCUCUUGGGGCCCAGAAGGGCGGAUCGACGGCAAAGCCAAAGACACCUCUUGGGACAUUUGGUCGGUUAAGCGGAAUCGGACAGAGGAAGUCAAAGAAAUGA
Messenger RNA from Nannizzia gypsea CBS 118893, 2796 nucleotides. Its product is annotated as vacuole morphology and inheritance protein 14. Gene Ontology annotation, biological process: positive regulation of kinase activity; phosphatidylinositol biosynthetic process. The transcript has 10 exons. The record is from RefSeq and is a predicted model, not a curated record. NCBI's taxonomy places the organism in Eukaryota, Fungi, Ascomycota, Eurotiomycetes, Onygenales, Arthrodermataceae. Gene Ontology annotation, cellular component: endosome membrane; PAS complex; fungal-type vacuole membrane. Bases 1 to 2796 code for a protein of 931 amino acids.